AGGUGUGCGCAAGCGCACUGUAUCCUACCUCCUGCAACCCGGCCGCCGGUGACCUGCACCCGGCCGCCGGGUGGGCUGCGGUGGCCGAGGCGGAGGUCGGCCGCGGGGCGAGCAGACUUGGUUUCUUCAAGGCCUGGUCACCCCUGCACCGACUGUCCUGGACUUGGGUACCCCAGGACAAAGGACCCACAGAGCAGGACGGGCGUCUAGCUUGCACAAAGCCAAAGCCACGGAAGGAAGAGAGCUGCCACUGAUGAAAGGAGUUGGUGCAGUUUGUGGUUUUGUGAGGCAGGGUCCCACGUAACCCGAGUUUGGCCUUGAGCUUGGGAUCCUCCUGCCUCCAGCUCCCAAGCUCUGGGAUCACAGGUUCCUCAUGACUUCUCUUGCGGACCAUGCCCAUGAUCUUUUUUGCCAGCGUAGUACGGGUGAGGGAUGGACUGCCCCUCUCCGCCUCCACUGACUUUUACCACGCCCAGGAGUUUCUGGAAUGCAGGAGGCAGCUCAAGGCCUUAGCCCGGAGGCUGGCUCAGUAUCCAGGCCGAGGUUCUGCAGAAAGCCGUGACUUCCAUAUCUAUUUUUCGUCGUCGGGGGACGUGGCCUGCAUGGCUAUCUGCUCACACCAGUGUCCAGCAGCCAUGGCCUUCUGCUUCCUGGAGACUCUGUGGUGGGACUUCACGGCCUCCUAUGGCACCACGUGCAUUGGCCUGGCCUCCCGGCCCUACGCUUUUCUCGAGUUCGACAGUGUCAUUCAGAAAACAAAGUGGCAUUUUAACCACACGAGUUCCUCCCAGAUGAAGAGUGGCUUAGAAAAGAUUCAGGAGGAGCUUGAGUUCCAGCCUCCAGCAGUUCUGUCCCUGGAGGGCACAGAUGUGACAAAUGGCAUGCUGAACGGCCACACCCCAGUGUACUCUGAGCCUGCUCCGAAUGUCCGGAUGGAGCCGGUGACAGCCCUGGGUGUCCUCUCCCUUGUCCUCAACAUCAUGUGUGCUGCCCUGAACCUCAUCCGUGGAGUUCACCUCGCAGAGCACUCUUUACAGGUUGCCCAGGAAGAAGUUGGAAACAUCCUGGCCUUCUUUAUUCCUUCUGUGGCCUGCAUGGUCCAGUGUUAUCUGUACCUGUUCUAUAGUCCAGCAAGGACUCUGAAGGUGGUGCUGAUGCUGGCCUUCAUCUGCCUGGGCAAUGUGUACCUGCAUGGGUUGAGGAACACCUGGCAGAUCCUCUUCCACAUCGGAGUGGCUUUUCUGUCUUCGUAUCAGAUCCUGACCAGACAGCUGCAGGAGAGGCAGUCUGACUAUGGAGUGUGAGGACAGCAUCAUGCAGUGAUGCCUUUGAUUUUUUUCCCCCGGAAGGCCAGUCUGUUUCCACUCCUGCUUCUCAACUUCACCUCAAAUCUCCAUCCUUGAAGCUCACAGAUUCUGGCAGGUGCAGCGGAGGACCCAGGGCUGCUGGUUGCAGUCUUGGUCUGCGUGGAACAUUUGUGCAGAACUGCCAGCCGAGCACAGGACGGGGCGGCCGAAGCUGGAGCUUGCUCAGAGAGCAUCUCUGAGGUCAGAGUAGCAAUGUUUUGGUCUCCCGAAUGGAAUGAUACUGCAAACCGCUAGAUUCUGUAGUUUUAGUCAUUGGUGGGUGUCUGCUGAAGUCCGUUUGCAGCUUCAGUGUGACUCCAGCUGUCCUCAGAGUGUCAGUUCAGGGUGAAUAUGCUUCAUACGUAUAAGCUAGGUAAAUUUUGUUUACAUUUUUGAUAACUUGGGUUCGAUAUACUUUUGGAAUAUUUAAAUAUAUUUUGGAUAUAAAUUGAAGCUCAUUUAGAACAAAGGCAAACUUAGACUGAGGAAAUGCUAAGGAAAUCCGAGUUUAUUUAAUUUACAGAGACCUUUUAUGGUGAUGGGACUGUUAUGGUGGGAUACAGAUGUGGUUUAUAUCUAUUUUCAGGGUCUAGCUGAAGAUCUCUAAAUUAAUAACCAAUAUUACUGGGUCAUAAGCACAUGGGCAUGAGCAGACGUAAGAGCUUUAGGGUCCUUUCCAUGGGGCAGAGAGGAGUGGGAAAUGCCGGGGUUCAGAGGUCCUUGACAGAAUUAGGGAGAGGCUUCCGUCAUCAGGCGUUGCGUGGCAGCUGAGUGCCUGUCAUGGCGGCAUUGCUGGAGAUGUGGUCUUGCGAACCUCCCAGAGAGGCCUCCCCUGAGCAUCUCAGUUAGACCAAGGGCCUCACUGUUCUGUGGACAGGCAUUAAGUAGGCAUUAGCGCAGUAAGGCUUUGUGUGACUGACAUGCGCGUUGCAAAGCUGCUGAGAUGUGCUUCUGAGUCAGAGCCUCUGUGUCUCCAGUGUGGGUGUCUGGUGGCACUCAGGAAGCUAUGUUGGGGUUCACCCCUCUGACUUCUUCUUGGAAUAGUGCACUCACAGCUGUGUGGGCUGACCUGUAUGGCUCCAUAAUUGGUAAUCCUGUACUGAUCGUUUUUAAAGGAGAAAGCCAUCCCCAAAGUUACUGAGGAGUAGGGCGGACAGGAGUGGAGGGUUAGAACUCUUUUGUUCGGCUGUCCCUAGUACCAUGUGUUGGUGAGCCACCAGGUGUCAUUUUAGGAGAGAGCGUCCGUGACUCAGAACUGGGUUGGGAAAGUAUUGCCAUUGUGAUUUUGUUUCCUUAGAGAAUUUUCUGUUUUUAGUCAAAUCUAUAAUGUCUGGGUUUGAAUUCAUAAUGGGAACAUCCUUGGGCGUGAAUUUCAACCUUGUGUCUUUGUUGAUUUCACACCUAUGUGAUUUUGUAUAUACUGUGCAGGCAAAUGCUGACUCUUCUGAGAGAGAAUUUUGAAGUGGCCAAAGAGGAAGCCAGAGGGAGGAGAAAAUUCUUUUAAUUCAAAGCACACACUCAAAAAAUUUUUUAAAGUAAGUUAAAAAAGAUCAGCCUAAAAAUAUAUUGUUUUCCUCGUAAGCCUGUGUGGUAUUGUGUUGCCUGUGUCUGGAGACCACACAUACUCGAGGGUCUGAGCCUGUGGUUGUCAGUUCACAAGUGGUAACGAAGCAGUCCCUGAGGGUGAGCCCUUGCUAGAGAUACUUCAUAGAAGCUAGUGAGGGUGUUAUCCACACUUGGUUGACACAGCUUGUGAGUUAUCAUCUACACAGGGUUCCAGACUGUCAUAUAUGGAAGGAAAAAGUGUCCGCGAGGGAAACAGAAAACAGAGAACCUUUAACCGGAAUCUAGCCAAGAAGCCUCACCUCCCUAGCGGAAGUGACUGGUGACAGGAAAGGAGCUCCAGGGAAACCCCAGGCUUUGGGCUAACUUACUCAGGCCUAAAUGGUGGUAGCCCCCGUGGGAUUUUUGAUGCCAGGAAGCUGGUCCCACGGCAGGAGUGCUCCUCGGUCCACCGUGCACGAUGCUGCUCUGGCAUCUUCAGAUGAGUGGUCAGGUGGUGCUGCCCAGCUGGCUCCCGUGAAACGGUGUUGAACAGCCUCAGGGGCGCUCCGGUCCAGAUGAAACGGUGUUUGUUGAACAGCCUCAGGGGCGCUCCGGUCCAGAUGCUCACAGACUUUGGGCUUCUGCAAGUGCUGUGUCUCUGCUGAUAUCUGGAUGGGAGUGGCCCAGCAGAAAGCAUAUGAUUUGGGUUACUUUUCCCUCAGUGAUCCUUAUCUUGGCGGGGACUGUACCUGGCUUUCCUUUUUCUAGGUGGAUACAGCUGGGCCAUCUAGGGUCGAGUUUCCUCUCAGUCCCAGAUGCCUCACUGACUCAUGGCUGUGGUUCUUGCUGUCCAUGAACCCUGCUGACAUGCAUUGUGGGCCUUUUCCUUGACCCGCCUUUCUUUCCUAGCUGCCGUGAAUUCCCUCUCCCCUGCCUGCUUCCACUCUGCCUCCUACAUUCCUGUCUCCACAUAGAGGUACAGGCUGGAGUCUGUGGAGAGACAGGAAUCAUGAUGGAAAGGGAGCUGGCUUUGCAGUCUCACCCUCUGCCCCACCAUGGCUCAGCACUCAGGAGAAACAACUCUUUGGCUGUCAUCCCUGAUGGGGGCUAGGGCAAUAGCAGCAGACCCAUGAAUGUGGCUGUUUGGAGCAUAGGAAACAGGGAACGAGGGCCGAACUUCUGUUCACACCUAUGCUAUGUUGAUCCUUGAAGGAGGAGCUGCCUGCUCAUUGUAAUACCAACACAGCCCUUUAAUCUCUUCUACAUGUUUGACAAUGAAUGACACACGGGAGAAGCCGGGCAUGUCCAGGAGUGCACACACAAGAGAGGCUGGGCAUGUCCAGGAGUGCACACACAAGAGAGGCUGGGCAUGUCCAGGAGUGCACACACAAGAGAGGCUGGGCAUGUCCAGGAGUGCACACACAAGAGAGGCCGGGCAUGUCCAGGAGUGCACACACAAGAGAGGCCGGGCAUGUCCAGGAGUGCACACACAAGAGAGGCCGGGCAUGUCCAGGAGUGCACACACAAGAGAGGCCGGGCAUGUCCAGGAGUGCACACACAAGAGAGGCCGGGCAUGUCCAGGAGUGCACACACGAGAGAGGCUGGGCAUGUCCAGGAGUGCACACACGAGAGAGGCUGGGCAUGUCCAGGAGUGCACACACAAGAGAGGCCGGGCAUGUCCAGGAGUGCACACACAAGAGAGGCUGGGCAUGUCCAGGAGUGCACACACGAGAGAGGCUGGGCAUGUCCAGGAGUGCACACACAAGAGAGGCUGGGCAUGUCCAGGAGUGCACACACAAGAGAGGCUGGGCAUGUCCAGGAGUGCACACACAAGAGAGGCCGGGCAUGUCCAGGAGUGCACACACAAGAGAGGCCGGGCAUGGUCAGGAGUGCACACACGAGAGAGGCCGGGCAUGGUCAGGAGUGCACACACGAGAGAGGCCAGGCAUGUCCAGGAUGCUCAGGUCUGGGGCCAUUCUGCCUGUGUGCUGUGAGAGCCAAGAACGGUGGAGGAAGGAAGAGAAACCAGGUGUGCCCUGGAGAGAUGAAGUAAGGGAAGGGUCUCACAGGUCAGCCCACCCAGUGGCCUGGAGACUUCCGCUCAGUCCUGGUCACAGUGGGAAUCCCUGCCUGCUGUCCUCAGUGUCUUCACCUGCAAGAGGACAGGAACACCAGUUUGCAAUCCCUGUAUGCUCCUGUGAGAAAAGCAUAUGCACUUGCAAGUGGCCACAGGGUGGAUUGUCAUAGAGAAAGAGAAGGGUUGCCAGAUUGCUGGGUGUGUGCAGCAGGCAGCAGACCUCACCUAUGUUCAAGCAUUCACAAGGUGACAUUUUCUGCUGCUGCAGAUUAAGGCUCCAUGCCUUCAUUCCAGAAAGGAAGUGGCUCCUUUCUCCCUGGACCUGCCUCUGGGUUUUUGUGCAUGGAUCGUUAUCAUCACUAGACCUGCUUUAGGAUCCAGGAAUCUAGUCUGUAGACUGGAUCAGACUUCAGUGUCUGUCUCCAGUCUCAACAAGGAGAGCCCCUCUCCGCCCACUCACCCACCCAGAAGCGAUGCUGUCACUCUUGUGUCUCUGGGGACAGCCGUGGAAGGGGGCUUACUCUUCACAUCUGGUAAUAGUGGGCUAGGGGAAUGCCUGCCCGUGGGAAGUGAUGGGCAGGGCUGUGGCCCACAAUUGCCUUAAAUUAAACCCAUUCUUUCUUUCCCUUUGACCCAUGUCUGCUGCACUAUGUGUAACCUUUAACCCUUAACAUUGAUAUCCUUAAUUGCUUCAGAAACGUUAUCUAAUGAAUACUUCGUAUGACUCGGCCCCCUAGGAUUUGAUUUGGCUUAGUGGGUUUUUCUAAGAACAUAAAAAAUUGAGGCUAAUUUAGGCAAAACCAUUUAUUCCACAUACUCAUCCCUAGGGUUUGGUGCCCAUAUUAUAAGCUACUUUUCAACUGAUAACAAAGAUCUAUUUUGAGUACAUGAUGGGCACAUUUUAACUUUCACAUACUGGUAAACUGAAACUUGUGACAAUGUACUGAUGUUGUACAGCUGUUUAUAUACCGUGUAUAUUAAAAGGACAUGAGGUGGCUUCAGAAUUGUGUGGAGAAUAAAUCUAAAGUGUUUACCAAUG
Messenger RNA from Peromyscus californicus insignis, 6007 nucleotides. RefSeq names its product SEC22 homolog C, vesicle trafficking protein (gene Sec22c). NCBI's taxonomy places the organism in Eukaryota, Metazoa, Chordata, Mammalia, Rodentia, Cricetidae. Bases 393 to 1304 code for a protein of 303 amino acids. The transcript has 8 exons. Gene Ontology annotation, biological process: endoplasmic reticulum to Golgi vesicle-mediated transport. The record is from RefSeq and is a predicted model, not a curated record.